CCAAGACAGAUGCGUUCCGGACGCGGUGGCCAAUGGGAGGCGCGGGCCGCGGAGUGCCGGCUUAGGCUGGAUGGCGGUCGGGCCCUGCUAGCCCGCGCCUCGCCGCGAUCGUCGCCGCCCGGGCGGGACAUCAUGCCACAGGGAGAGUGAGCUCUUGCCCGUUUACCAUGGAGGACUCAGGAAAGACUUUUGGAUCAGAGGAGGAAGAGACAAACUAUUGGAGAGACUUGGCCAUGACCUACAAGCAGAGGGCAGAGACUACGCAGGAGGAACUCCGAGAAUUCCAGGAAGGAAGUCGGGAAUACGAAGCUGAAUUGGAGACUCAGCUGCAGCAGAUUGAAACCAGGAACCGGGACCUUCUGUCAGAGAAUAAUCGCCUUCGAAUGGAGCUGGAGACCGUGAAGGAGAAAUUUGAAAUGCAGCAUUCAGAGGGCUACCGGCAGAUCUCAGCCUUGGAGGAUGACCUGGCUCAAACAAAAGCCAUUAAGGAUCAACUGCAAAAAUACAUCCGGGAAUUGGAGCAAGCCAAUGAUGACCUGGAAAGAGCCAAACGAGCCACAAUCAUGUCCCUGGAAGACUUUGAGCAGCGUUUGAACCAAGCCAUUGAAAGAAAUGCCUUCCUGGAGAGCGAGCUGGACGAGAAGGAGAAUCUCCUCGUCUCCGUGCAGAGGCUGAAGGAUGAAGCCCGAGAUCUGCGGCAGGAACUGGCUGUGCAGCAGAAGCAAGACAAGCCGCGGCUGCCCAUGCCAAGCUCAGCGGAAGCCGGGAGGACAGACAUGGCUGUGCAGGCCACAGGCUCCGUCCCAUCUACCCCCACCACUCACCGAGGACCCAGCUCUGGCUUGAACACGCCAGGAAUGUUCAGACGUGGCCUGGACAGCUCCAGGAGUGGCACCCCACUCACACCUGCUGCCCGGAUAUCAGCCCUAAACAUCGUUGGUGACCUGCUUCGGAAAGUCGGGGCUCUGGAGUCCAAACUAGCAUCAUGCCGGAACUUCGUAUAUGAUCAGUCCCCAAGCCAGACAGCUGGGCCAGCCUCAGGGAGAGGAAGCAAAAACAGAGAUGCUGGUGACAGGCGGCCAAGCAGCACCAGUGUGGGAGAUAAAGGGAGAGAAAACUGAGACCCUGUGAGAAAUUGUUCCCGCUCUUGACAUUCACUCUUAGAACCCUGGGGUUCCUGUGCUAGCCACUGGGAUACUGUUGUCUCAUCCGUUAAAUGUGGUUUGCUCUGUCUGAAGGUCAGGAAAACGCUUGGAGUUUGGGAAGCCAGCCUCACAGCUCUCAUCACCAGCGCUGCCAUCCACCCAGGGUGUGGUCAAGCUUUUGCUUUAGGACCAAUGGGAACUGCACCUCACCUGUCUUCCCCACUUUAUAGUCAGCUUUUAGUUGUUUUAUCUUAAAGGUAGUUAAGAGCCGGUAUCACCAGCAUUCACUUUGCUAUUCAGCCUAAUCUGACUAAGGCUGUUGGCUGUGGACUUGGCAUCGUCCUGUAAUGUGGCCCAGUCCCUGGCAGUGUGCGUCAUAGAAAUGAGCUGGUCCCCUAAAGCAGCUCUAAGGUGUGGGUACCAUUGGCUACUUGGAGUUUUAAUGGCCUCCUGAGGUGUUUUGAAGAUGUGUGAUCUUCAGAAGGGCACUAGAAGGCCCAGCUCAGGAGCCCUCUGCUGCCUGCUUCCAGCUGGGGCUAUCUUCUGGAACUUUCUCCCAGUGGCUUUACAGCAUGGUUAAAUUGUACCU
This is a messenger RNA of Acomys russatus (golden spiny mouse), 1734 nucleotides long. RefSeq names its product nudE neurodevelopment protein 1 (gene Nde1). Gene Ontology annotation, biological process: vesicle transport along microtubule; centrosome localization; mitotic centrosome separation. The coding region runs from base 168 to 1121 and encodes 317 amino acids. Gene Ontology annotation, molecular function: microtubule binding. The transcript is spliced from 9 exons. The record is from RefSeq and is a predicted model, not a curated record. Gene Ontology annotation, cellular component: kinetochore; centrosome; kinesin complex. Lineage: Eukaryota; Metazoa; Chordata; Mammalia; Rodentia; Muridae.